GUUGGAAAGCGGCGGCGCUGGCGCUAAUAGUAACAGGUACCUUUGUGACAACAUAAACCAAAAUAGAUGGCUGACAAACCGACAGAAUAAAAUUAUAGAAUACAAAACGCAUAGAUUUUUUUUUUUUUUUUUUUUUUUUUUACAACGAUGUUCCUUUUACAAAUUGUACAUAUAUUUUCAGGACAAAACACACACGAAUCCCAAACUGGAGAGACAGCGGUAACGAAUGGUUUACCUCUGUUGCCUUGGUAAUGAAGACUGUACCCGGUUGAGAUCAGGAGAGACGAUGUCUCUUUUUAAACAGAAGAACUCGACUUUUUACAUUUAGUUAGUUCUUAUUUAUUCGGUUAUUGCCUACCUAUGAUGUCGUCAGAUUACCCACGUGAAAAUGACACUUCUUUUGUCACAAACGGCUUCAGUUUGUCAACCGGAUCUGGAAUGCAGGUUGGGGUGUCUGUGCUCGGAUCAUCUGUACACGAGACUCCAACAAAAAGUGCUGCUCCUAAAAGUAUUGGUUCCACUUCAACCGGUAACAAAAGUCUGGAUGAACUGAGACAGCAUCUGGAAAGACAGACAAGAGAGACACAGAGACUGCAGGAGGAGGUGGAACAGGCAACGAAACUCACCAUGGAGAGAAUGGGCCGCUCGCUCGGAGGGACCUCUCAUGAGCAGCCAGUCAGCCUCAACCGUUCUGUGGAGAACUCUUUAAAUGCCCAGGACAUAUCUGUGUCAAAUCAUGAGCGCCCCUACAGUAAAAACAGCAUGACAUAUAGGCCGGAGCCUGCAGCCACUGGAAGGAGCAUCUCCUUCCCUGGGAAGGAGCACCUGGAGCGGGCUCUUGAAGAGUACAGUCUGCAAGUCAAGGAGCUGCAAAUGAGGCUGAGUGAGGCCCAUGAACUCAAUGAGCAGCAGAAGUUUUACUUCCACCAGUCUAGUGUCGAGCUGCAGACCAAACUGCAGGAGGUGCAGCUGGAGAGAGCCUGCCAGGCUGAUAUCAGAAAAAGGGAGUCAAAAGCCCAAGGUGACUUGAUCAGCAAGCUACAAGUCACGUUAGAAGAGGCCACCAUCAGGACGGAGCAGCAGCAGCAGAAGAGCGAGAUGCAGGAGAUGGUGCUGCAGGAGGUGCGCUCCUCGCUGCUCAGCUACCAGGAACGCAGCGGCAGGAAGGUCUACGAGCAUGAGGACAUCGGCAGCAUGCCCUCCCACAACCUAGGUAGCGCUGUGGGAAAGGUGCUGCACGACAUUGAGGCUGAGGUCUCCUGUCUGAAAGAGGAGCUCCUCCCGAUGGAAGACCAGCUUGAUACUCUUAAAUUGGAAUCUCAAACCAAAGGAGAUAUUAUUAUCAAACAGCACCAGGAAAGAGUGCAGGAGCUCAUUCUCAGUCAUGAACAGGAGGUGGCAGCAUUGACUGACAAACUGAACCAAUCUCACAGCAAUGCAGUCAGCAUCCAGAAACAGCUGGCUAUUGUACAAGAACAGGCAGCAAAUCAGAACGUGAUGUACUUGCGUCAGCUCACUGAGCUGGAGUCCACCGUCUCCCAGCUGCGCUCUGAAUUACGAGAAGCCAAGAGAAUGUACGAGGACAAGGUUUGUGCCCAACACAACUGUGUAUUUUUGAGUUUGAGCAGAAAAGGAGAACGCUGUAUUCGUUGUCAUUUACAGAUCGAGGAUCUGGAGAAGAAGCUCAUCCUGGCUUACUCUGAGGCAGAGAGUGCUCGGAGAGAGUGGGAUGAGUACAGCCGGGAUUCCGGGGAUUUGGACAUGCAGCUACAGCAGCUGAUGAGUGAUCUGCGUAAGACCAGGGAAGAGCUGAACAUGGAGAAGGAGCAGAACAAGCGUCUGUGGGAGCGAGAGUCUGGGAACAGCAUCACCGUUGAUAACCUGAGGAGGGAGCUGGAUGGCAGGAGCAUGGAGGCGCAGCGAAUGGAAACCCUGAUUAAAAGCAUGAAAGAGGAGUGCCGCGUCCUGAUAGACCGCCAGCUAGCUUCAGAGCAAGAUAAGAACGAGGUGCUGGAGAAAGCAUCCUCUCUAAAGAGCCAGCUGAAUGCCACCAAAGAGCAGCUCCAAAAAAUCACAGAGAGCCACAGGGUGUCCCAGGAGAAGACGCGGCAGCUAGAGACCACCCUGGCACAGAUGGAGCGGGCCCUGGAGGAAAACCACAGGGAGAGGAGGAAUCUGCAGCUGAAUCUGGAGAAGAGGAGCCAGGAGGUGCAGCUGAAGCAGACAGAGAUUGAACACUACCAGGAGAAUCUGGAGAAGGGGCUGGGCUCACUGCAGACCAUGAAGGUGGAGGCCGAGACGCUGAAACUGAAGCUGAAUGAAAGGGAGAAGAUGGUAGAGCUGGUGCGUGAGCAGAUGGACAAUGUGACGAAACUCGUCGGGCAGCACAGCCGCAAUGCAGAGCUCAUGCACAGUGAGAAGACACAGCUUCAGAAUGAGCUGAGUGAACGCAAAAUAGACAUUCAGCGUUUAAAGGCCGCAGUGGAGAAGCAGGAGGAGAGAGUCGGGGAGCUGGUGACCAGAGACUCUGAGAAGGAGCAGCUUCUAAAAGCCUUCACUCUAGAGAAGGAGAAGCUCACAGCAAGACUCGAGGGCAAGGACAGAGAGCUUGCCAGACUCACAGAGCAACAUGAAGCACUGAAGAAGAGUCAUUGCAGCAAAAUGAAGGAGAUGGAAAACGCCACAGCCAGAUUGAAUUCACAGCUGAGGAAUGCCAACGCCGAGCUGGAGAAAACAAAACGCACACUGAAGACGCUGGAGGGAGCCGAUGGCCAUGCGGUGAAAGUUGCCAUGGGAAUGCAGAAGCAGAUCACAGCCAAGCGAGGGCAGAUUGAUGCUCUGCAGAGCCGGAUCCACUUUCUGGAGGAGACUGUCGAAAACAUUGCCAAGGCAAGGCGGUCCCAGCUUUCUAAGAGGAAGAUUCCCUUUGACCUUACAGCAUUGCUAAACUUGCUCUGUUUUGACAGAAGUUUGCUGUAUUUUUCAAAAAAAAGUUGCUGUUUGUUUAUUUUUUUUUUUUUCUUUUUCAUUGCUUGUCUCCUACAGGAGAAACGUUUCAUGAAAUCUGAAAUCAACAGAUUGAAUCUGGAGCUAACUAGUGUAUCAGCAGAGAAGAAAAAGUUGAUGACAGAGGUAGAAGCCGUCCAGUCCUUGGAGAAACAUCUAAGGGAAAAAGUAAUCAGACUGGAGGAUGCUCUCUCAAAGGCAUGUGAUCGGUUUGCUGAAUGCCAAGUCGGAAUCCAGCAACAAGAGCAGGAAUGUAUGCGUCUGAAACUGCAGCAUGCUUUGGAUGUGAAGGAACUUCAGGUUCCAAAGUACAGAACAUCACAGCCUCUGUCUGCUUACACUGCCAACUUGCCGAGCUCCCAGCUCACCUCCGGAUACCUCUCUGCACCUAAAACCACAGUUGUGCAAGCAGACCCAGCGCACGAUAUCAAGAAGCUUCUGAAGGAGCUGAGGAGCAUGAUCCAGGAAGACCGCAACGUCUCGGCUCCUGCCAAGAACAGCACUGAUGUGGAGACUCCCGCUUCCCCAUGGGGAAACAAGGAUGCAACACGUGAUGUAACAAAAGACACUGGUGGAAGAAGUGUAAGAUUCAGCAGAGAUCCCCCAAGCUUGCAUACUGUGGACCUUGAAGAUGAACUCAGUUUAAACACUCUGGGGCCUGAGGGAUUUGAACCGUCCUUUAUUUGUGUGGCCCCCCGGUUCACCUCCUCUCCCAGGAAGCAUUCUCCAGAGACCCGAUCUCCAGUGCACUCUCUGCUCACUGCCCCGCUGAGCAGCAGACCCCAGCAGCCAGGACGUAGCGGAGGAGCUCCCAUGGAGGAAGUCAGCAUAGGACACCAGCAGGUAGAAAUGACUGGACAGGCCUGUGUGAAACUGCAGGGCAGACUGGACAGCCUGCAGAACCUGGUUGAAGAUCUACAGAUUAAAAAUAAAGAAAUGUCCUCCAUGAUCCAAAGUCAAGAGAAAAGGAUCAAGAAAGUGAAGGACCGGGAGAAGCUGUCAACUAACUGAAAGGAAUCCAAUCAUUUUGACUUUGCCAGUGCGUGCAGUUAUCAACUCUGGUAUCUUUUAAAUAGUUUACCCAAUAAACUAGAUGAGUUCAAGUGCCUUAGAAAUAAAUAUAAAGUGUUAUUUUUACGUAGGUAAGAGUAGAACUGUUUGCCUUGUAUAAAAUUAUAAAAAGGUGCUUUUGUUUUCAUACACAGGCAAA
Molecule: messenger RNA, 4216 nt
Organism: Polyodon spathula (Mississippi paddlefish)
Lineage: Eukaryota; Metazoa; Chordata; Actinopteri; Acipenseriformes; Polyodontidae
Product: coiled-coil domain-containing protein 158-like
Exons: 25
Coding region: 361-4017 (1218 amino acids)
Source: RefSeq, a predicted model, not a curated record